UGAGAUCAGAGUUGGCCGUUCAACAACAGGGCCACCCAAGUGCCCCCACAAUUUCAGUUUUAAGAUUUAGAUGGUAGAAAUUUCUAACUUACUCAGUUUUUUAAGGAUUUUAUAAAGGAGGGGCAGAAGAGUGGACGAAGCAAGUGAGAAAACAGUGAGAGGCUGAGAACCGUUCUUGGACCCUUGGUGUUCUAGGGAAGGAGGCUUUUCUAGGUUGUCAGGUUGCCAUGGCAUCUGGACUCCAUAUGACGGCUCCCAUCUGUCUGGUGGAAAACAACAAUAUGCAGCUGUCAGUGAACCAGACAGCUGUACAGAUUCUUGAAGGUAUUUCUCAACCAGUAGUGGUUGUAGCCAUUGUAGGACUGUAUCGUACCGGCAAAUCCUACUUGAUGAACCGUCUUGCGGGACAGAACCGAGGCUUCCCUCUGGGCUCUACAGUGCAGUCUAAAACCAAGGGCAUCUGGAUGUGGUGUGUGCCUCACCCCUGCAAGCCAAACCACACUCUGGUCCUUCUGGAUACUGAAGGCCUGGGUGAUGUGGAAAAGGGUGACCCUAAGAAUGACUCAUGGAUCUUUGCACUGGCUGUGCUUCUGUGCAGCACCUUUGUCUACAACAGCAUGGGCACCAUCAACCACCAGGCCCUGGAGCAGUUGCAUUAUGUGACAGAGCUCACAAAACUAAUCAGGGCACAGUCCUUCCCAGAAAAGGAUGGAGCAGAAGAUUCAACUGAGUUUGUGAGUUUUUUUCCACACUUUAUCUGGGCUGUAUGGGAUUUUACCCUGGAGCUGAAGUUAAAUGAUCAUCCUAUCACAGAAGAUGAGUACCUGGAGAAUGCCUUGAAGCUGAUGGGAGGCAACAACUCUAGAAUCCAAGCAUCCAAUCUACUCAGAGAGUGCAUCAGGCAUUUCUUUCCAAAACGGAAGUGUAAGUGUUUUGUCUUUGAUCGGCCAGUAAAUGACACAAAACUCCUAGCUGAUAUUGAGAAUAUACCUGAACAUCAACUGGGUCCUAAAUUCCUGACACAAGCAAAAAAUUUUUGUUCUUACAUCCUCACCCAGGCAAGGACCAAGACUCUCAGAGAAGGAGUCACAGUCACUGGAAAUCGGCUGAAGACUCUGGUGGUGACCUAUGUGGAUGCCAUCAAUACUGGAGCAGUGCCUUGUUUGGAGAAUGCAAUGAAAACACUAGCCCAGUUUGAGAACUCUUAGGCCGUGCAGAAGGCAGCCAACCACUACAGUGAGCAGAUGUCCCAGCGACUGGCACUCCCCACAGACACGCUCCAGGAGCUGCUGGAUGUGCAUGCAGACUGUGAGAAGGAAGCCAUUGAAGUGUUCAUGAAUCAUUCCUUCAAGGAUGACAAACAGGAGUUCCAGAAGUCUCUUGUGGAACUCAUAAAGGAUAAGAAAGAGCAUUUCUUGCAGCAGAAUGAAGAGGCAUCCCUUAAAUACUGCCAGUCCAGGCUUGAUGAGAUGUCACAGGUCCUAAGGGAAAGUAUUUCAGCAGGAACUUUCUCUGUUCCUGGGGGAUACAAGCUCUACAGGGAAGCAAAAGAAAGUAUUGAAUGGAAAUAUUCACAAGUACCCAGGAAAGGAGUGAAGGCGAAUGAGGUCCUCCAGAGCUUUCUGCAGUCACAGGCUUCAAUAGAGGAAUCCAUCUGGCAGGCAGAUAAAGCCCUCACUGAUGGGGAGAAGGCCAUAGCAGAGGAGUGGGUCAGCAAGGAGGCAGCUGAGAGGGAACAGGAGAUGCUAAAACAGAAACUACUGGAGCAGCAACAGCAUAUGGAGGCUCAAGAAAAGACUCUCCAGGAAAACAUAGACCAACUGAAAGAGAAACUGGAGAAUGAGAGAGAAAACCUAAUAAAAGAACAGAACAUGAUAUUGGAGCAUAAAUUGAAGGUCCAAAAAGAUCUAUUAAAUGAAGGAUUUAGAGAGAAAUCUGAGAGCAUGGAUGCAGAGAUAAAGAAGUUGAAAUCUAGGCUUGCUGCUACUGAAAAAAACACUACUUCCUGGUUCACACAAGCUGUGGAGGGAUUCGGCCGUGAUGUUCUUAAAAUAGUUACUGCCCCUAUUAGAUUUGUUGAUCGCAUAGUGACAGGUAUGGUCUCACUAUUUAAAGGGAAUUAGCACUCCUUUUAAAGGACAGCUAUAUACUCCUGUGGCUAUAUCCUCUGGCCUAUUUUUGGUGCUCAUGGUUUUCACUUUUAUUCAGCAAAGUUUUAAAUAUAAAAAUCGCCUAUAAGAAAAUGUCAGUGCCUGACUCACAUCAGAUAGAAUAAGUGCAUGUAUACUUCGAUAUUCCGUGUUAACUUUUAGGAAGAAUACAUGUGCAAAAUUGUAAAUAUAUAUAAAAU
Neogale vison (American mink) is the source of this 2350-nucleotide messenger RNA. Its product is annotated as guanylate-binding protein 6-like. Gene Ontology annotation, molecular function: GTPase activity; GTP binding. Gene Ontology annotation, biological process: defense response to protozoan; defense response to Gram-positive bacterium. The record is from RefSeq and is a predicted model, not a curated record. Lineage: Eukaryota; Metazoa; Chordata; Mammalia; Carnivora; Mustelidae.